AUGGCCGACGAGGUGAGCACAAAAGGACUUCACUGUAGUAUCGACCGAACGACAUUGAAGGGUUAUAAGAGUGUGUUAAAGGGAGCAUUAUUGGGGAAACACUAUGAUGCGGAUAUCGUAGAUGGUAUUCUGCAUGUCUGGUGUUGUGUAUCUGACAUAAGAGGAUGGGAAUCCUCAAAGGACGAGCGCUGCGAUCUUCUAUAUUACUUAGCAGGAGCAAUAACAUAUGAAAAGUUGCAGAACAAAGAUGAUUUUGGAACAAUCAUGAAUGGAUUACCCAAUGUGUUAAAAACGUACUUCAGUAAUCUAGAAGGAUGUAGCAUAAAGGAGAAUAAUAAUGGAGAAAAGUUCUUUGCUAAGAUGAAGUUACUAGGGAAGUACAAUUUGGGACCUGCGGAAAUAUUGGAAGGACAGGGAGAUUCCAGUAAUGUUAGUUGUGAGAGGUGUAAAAAAUAUUUGGAAGAAGUUAUGCGGGCAUAUGGAAUUGUGAAAGGUUAUUGUGACCUAUCUACGAAUAUUACAAACUGUGAAGGGGUGAGAGAUGGGUAUAGGAAUAAAAAUCCGCAGGAUCUUUACGAGGCAAUGUAUGGAAAGGUGGAGCUCCAAAGACCUGAAGUAUUGUCCGAAGAGAAUUGCGAGCAGGAAAGGCUAUCCUCACGACAAAUAUAUUGCCAAUUCCAAGAAGCUCUGGAUCAAUAUAAAGAUGAGGUGUCUAACAUGGAAGAUAUAAAAACUGCAAUUGACGGUAUAUUGACCUCAUAUGGGAAUCACAGCUACUAUGGAGAAUUAUCUGCAAAAGCCUUCUGUCUUGCAUCACAGAAGAAGGAAAAGCAGAAGGCAUCAUCGGAGGACAAGUAUUGUACCUCUUUAUACUAUUGGUUAGGGGACCAAUUGUUCAGCACUAUGAACAAUUCUACAGAGUUUUCUAAAGCUAUGAGUGAAGUCUACAACAAAUUGGAACAACUGAAGGGACUCGAAACAGAAGGAAAAUGUGAGGUUAUGUACCCGAAUGACAACAUCAACUUGGAAACUUUUAACCACAUGAAACCAAUAUUGGAUUAUUAUCAUGAUUAUACCACUAUAAAAAAAUGCGUAGAUGAUCCCCAGGCUUCCGAGCCUAAGUGCACUACGGAGUAUGAACGUUAUCUGAAAGAAGUUCUCUCAGCCUAUGAUUAUAUGAGCAUAAAAUGUCCAAAGGAAGAUGUGAGUAAUAAUAAAGAAUGGUGCACAGAUUUUAAAAAAAUGACUGCUACACACAGUCGUGAAGAAUUACUAAAAUUAAAGUGUUCUUUAAAACAUACAUCAGAUUGUCCAAGCAACGCCGUCGCCGCUGCCAUAUCGGGUACAUUGGCUACUACCAUAGGAUUACCUGUUAUUGGUUAUGCUUUAUAUAAAUAUGAUUUCUUACCUCCAUGGAUAAAGAACACAUUCUUUGGAAACACUUUUGGAAGAAACAGCAACACAAGAAACAGAAGAUCCACUAAACAUCACUUUGAUACGUUCACAGAAGACAGCUUAACAUAUGAUUCAACGGAAACGACGACACGGGGUUCUACAAUAGAUGAUGAUAGAACGGAAUAUUCCGCCCCGUACACAGCAACAGCAUCCUCAAGGGAAGCAGGGCGUGAACAACAACAACGGAGAAGAAAAAAUAUAAGUUAUCAUGCC
This is a messenger RNA of Plasmodium coatneyi, 1668 nucleotides long. RefSeq names its product KIR protein. The annotation marks the transcript as partial. The record is from RefSeq and is a predicted model, not a curated record. The transcript has 3 exons. Lineage: Eukaryota; Apicomplexa; Aconoidasida; Haemosporida; Plasmodiidae.